AUGCCAACCUCCGCCGCGCACACACACGAGCCCCCGUCUCCCAGCAGUGCCCCGGCUGCAUCGAAGAAGCCGCGUGGAGAGAUGACGAAAGGCGGCUUCAACUUGCCUACAAACUUUGUCACCCAGCUGCAGAGGCGCACCCUCGGAGCUCGCAACGACUCACCUGGCGGCAUGACUUCCGGCGCAGCUACCCCACGCGCGCCGUCGGGCACGGCUACCCCAGGCCCGACGACGACUUCAGGUGCGGGUUCGCGCGCUGCGACGCCCCGCGCGACCGCCGGUGCUACUCGUACGACCACGCGUCAGCGAGCGACUACAACUGCCGGGGAUCUUAGUGCGCCCAUUGCGAACCAGGACCUGUUGGGGUUGGGCGAUGGAGGAAGCGCAAGCAACCGACGCCUUGUGGACAUCGUGCUGCAGCUGCGUACCACCAUCGACCGUCUUGAGUCUCAGGUCGCCGGCAUGGACACCGCCAUGAAGAAACUCCAGGGGGGUCAGUCGCAGCUGUUGACCAACACCGACAAGGGUGAGAUUGAGAUGUCCGAGGUCCGCGAGGACAUCGAUGGCCUAGUCCAACGGGCCGACAACCACCACGGCCGCUUGAGGGCAUUGGAAGACGCCGUGGAAAACGCGUCGCUUCAAUUCCUGGAGGGGGCACGGGAUGGGGUAUGCGCAGCUGAUGAACAGCCGAACCUCGCGUACGCAAUGAGCGAACUCGAAGCGGGCGCGAACGCGACCGCGGAGGAGCUGAGGAGCAGCUCAUUCUUUGCCGUUAUCCGCGCCGUGUUCGUCGGACUUCUGGGUGUUACGAAGAAGGCAAAGCCUCCUACUCCACUGAAGCAGGGCUUCUGGACCACCGAGGACGACAACGACCCAAACCGACUCUUACGCCCCCGGUGGGACGACGGUUGGGAAGCUAACCGUGAAGGUUGGUCGCUCGAGGCCAUCCAGAAAGUAAAGCAGGACGGACGUAGAUGGUCGACGUCCUUGUCGCAACAGAUGCUUGACGUCUUGCCCGCGGACCUCGUCGAGAAAGGGCUGAGCACAAGCUUCAACACCUGGGCCAAGCGGUACCGCGAUCAGCGUGACAAGGACGCAGAGACGCGUCUGAAGAUCAAGAUUGCGAACAGGCGUCGCGCGCGGAAGCAUACAAAAGCUUCCGAGCGUCUCCUCUACCGCGACCAGGUUCCGGAGCUCAUGGACGAGUCUUACGACUGGGUUUUCCUGUGGCAGUACCAGUCCACCGACGAGUCUGAUGCGGGUGGGCCAGCGUUGGUUGUGCACCAAGAUGCUGGGGCACAACCUGUGGUUCUCAAGACGUCAGGAUCGCGCUCGAAGCCGUGGAAGAAGCGCGCACCUGCGUAUCGCAAGGCAGGGGUAGGAGGCAAGGAAAUCACGCCGCACCUCGACACCGUAGAUGAAUUCAUCGAGGCUGCCCACGUUGAGGAUGAGGAGGACAACUGCAACGGCACGACGCACCAUGCCCGCAUCCGCGGUGAAGACAAAGCGACCUCCGACUCUGUACUGCCCGUCGUGCGCCAGAGGAAGAACCAGAAGCCGGGCGAGAUCCCAGUGACCAAGAUACCCCUCGAGAUGGUCGAUCCAGCCUGGCUCAAGUCUGCGCACGGGCGGAAGUUUGCCAGCCUGAAGUAUAUCAGUGGCUGGGUCGCCGGGGAUGGGGAUGUAGAUGGGGGGACCGAGGGCGACGAUGAGGACAACGGAGAGGGCGAGGGAGAGGGAGAGGGAGAGGGAGAGGGAGAUGCACAGCACUAG
Molecule: messenger RNA, 1773 nt
Organism: Trametes versicolor FP-101664 SS1
Lineage: Eukaryota; Fungi; Basidiomycota; Agaricomycetes; Polyporales; Polyporaceae
Exons: 5
Coding region: 1-1773 (590 amino acids)
Source: RefSeq, a predicted model, not a curated record